UCCUGUUUCCGUGCUGCGGCGCUGCCCGAGUCUUUACCGCAGUGAGAUCCGUCAUCCGUCCAUAACACGAACGCUCCGAGGGGGGCUGACUCUCACACCGACAGGCUUUGGUUGUUGACCCUGCUGGGAAAAAAAAAACAACAACAAAAAAAACAAAACACAGAACGAAACGAAAAACAACCCGGAUUCGGGGAAAUAAUAACAAUAAUACUAAUUUUAAGGAAAAUAAAUAAAUAAACGAAGACCAACCGCGCGACAAAAUGGGAAAUGAAGCAAGUUACCCGUUGGAGAUGUGCUCGCACUUCGACGCUGAUGAGAUUAAGAGACUAGGCAAGCGGUUUAAGAAACUCGACCUGGAUAACUCGGGAUCUCUGAGCGUGGAAGAGUUCAUGUCGUUGCCCGAGCUCCAGCAGAACCCGCUGGUCCAACGAGUCAUCGACAUAUUCGACACGGAUGGCAACGGCGAGGUGGACUUUAAAGAGUUCAUCGAGGGCGUGUCUCAGUUUAGCGUCAAAGGUGACAAGGAGCAGAAACUGCGCUUCGCGUUCCGGAUCUACGACAUGGACAAGGACGGCUACAUAUCCAACGGCGAGCUCUUCCAGGUGCUCAAGAUGAUGGUGGGCAACAAUCUGAAGGACACGCAGCUGCAGCAGAUCGUCGACAAGACCAUCAUCAACGCGGACAAGGACGGAGACGGCAGGAUAUCCUUCGAGGAGUUCUGUGCGGUGGUCGGCGGUUUAGACAUUCACAAAAAGAUGGUGGUGGAUGUGUGAACGGACGGACGACCCCCUUUCACCAAACCCCUCUCUCUCUCGCUCUCUCUCUCUCUCUCUCUCUCUCUCUUUUCUCUCUUCCCCCUCUCGUCCUGUUCCUCUCUCCGAUUCUCUGCGUUCUCCUCCAUACCUGAGAAUCAGCUCGUGUCCAGCUAUAAGCGCUCCUCUUCACUCUCGCUCCUCUUUCUACUUACACAGAAGUAUUUUGUUUUGUGACCACGCCCCCCCUCCCCUCCUCUCCCCCUCCCCAUCCCCCCACCAUUUUUUUUUUUCUUCACGUCCAAUCAUCGGAAGUGCUAUCGAGCACGACGACGAUCUUUUUGUUUGUUUGUUUGUUUGUUUGUUUGUUUCCUAGCGACGUGUAGGGUAUAGCAGGAGGAACGGCUUUCGGACACUGGGCAAGCAUUUCAGUUUGGUGGAGAAUGGGGGAAAGUGUGUGUGCACGCGUGUGUGUGUGUGUGUGUGUGUGUGUGAGAGGUAUUGUUUGUUUCUUUUUCAUUUUUGAAGGGGGGACAUUUUUUAAAAAAUAUUUAUUUCAGUCGUGUGUUUUUAUUAUUAUUUUUU
Molecule: messenger RNA, 1337 nt
Organism: Ictalurus furcatus (blue catfish)
Lineage: Eukaryota; Metazoa; Chordata; Actinopteri; Siluriformes; Ictaluridae
Gene: ppp3r1b
Product: protein phosphatase 3 (formerly 2B), regulatory s1ubunit B, alpha isoform, b
Exons: 6
Coding region: 261-773 (170 amino acids)
Molecular function (GO): calcium ion binding; calcium-dependent protein serine/threonine phosphatase regulator activity
Source: RefSeq, a predicted model, not a curated record